This is a messenger RNA of Lotus japonicus, 1368 nucleotides long. Its product is annotated as thaumatin-like protein 1b. The coding region runs from base 335 to 1111 and encodes 258 amino acids. Gene Ontology annotation, biological process: defense response. The transcript has a single exon. The record is from RefSeq and is a predicted model, not a curated record. Gene Ontology annotation, cellular component: extracellular region. NCBI's taxonomy places the organism in Eukaryota, Viridiplantae, Streptophyta, Magnoliopsida, Fabales, Fabaceae.
GGUUUUCUACCAAUUAGUUCUUAAUAUAGUAAGAGGUUAAUUCAAAAUUAAAACAAUUAAUUCAAACAUUUAAACAGAAAAAAAAAAUCACCGCCAUAAAAACUGAGGGAUAUUAAGUUAUUAUCAUAUAAAGUCAAUUCAGCCACAAUUCAAAAUUAAACAAUCAAUGGAUGAUCAUAAGAGCAAUGUCCAUCAAUUUGGUAGAGGCAAUGUUGGAAAGAUGGAAAAAAAACCCCAUUUUUUACAUUUAUAUGGAUCUAUGAUUUUCCAUAAUUGGCAAUCGUCCUGCUGGUACAAAAGAACUUGAAAGACAAAAGUAUUGUGAGUGACAUCAAUGGAGGUUCAAGUGCUAUUGUCUUCUAUCUUCCUCACCAUUCUGUUCUCAAGAGGAAAUAAUGUUGUUGCAGAACAUAAUUCAUACGUUGGAGAAAUUGAUCCAUAUGUCGAUGAUGUUGAAAUCAUGUUGAUAAAUGAUUGUUAUGAAACCAUUUGGCCGGGUGUUCAUACCAUGGCAGGGUACACAGUAACUCCCACAGGGUUCAAACUGAGGUCUAAGGACACAUAUCAUCUCAAAGUGCCUGAUUCAUGGUCAGGGACAAUAUGGGCAAGAACCGGAUGCAGAGGACACCACAACACCAGCUUUCACUGUGAUGUUGGCGACUGCGGGACUAACCACACACAUUGUUUUCGGAACAAACCAGACACCCCUGCUACUUUGUUUAAGUUCAACCUAGCUCCAGAAGGCGGCAUCAGCGCCUACGCGAUAGACCUUAGUGACGGCUUCAAUUUACCGGCCGCAAUAUCCCCGUUAACUAGCAAGUGCAAGGACAUACAAUGUUACAGGGAUAUGAGGAGUGAGUGUCCUGAUUGGUUAGCUAUGUAUGAUGAUCUUGGUGAAGGGCUUAAGAUUGGUUGCAAGAGUAAAUGCUAUACGACCGGUGACCCGAAGGAUUGUUGCACCGGUGACUAUGAGUCGCCUGAGACGUGUGAGCUCACUGAGUACACACAACUUGUUGUGAACAAUUGUCCCACUGCAGUUUCUAAUUCCUUUGAUGAAUCUAAGUUCACAUGUUUUGGCGGGUUAAGUUAUAAGAUAACAUUCUGCGCAUGAGUCAACGAAGAUUUCUUCUACCCACGAGUUAUAUGCUACUCCCUCCGUCCCUAAUUAUAAGCUAAAGUUGUAAAAAUCACACUUAUUAAGAAAGCCUUAAUUGAUGCAUUGAUUUUCAAAAAAAAUGUACAACUUUCUAUGUUUACCCCUAUUUAUGAUAACACUUUUUCAUCAUUGUACUACUAAUGGUGGUGCUCCACUACCAAUAAAUGCAAGGGUGAAUAUGGAAAGAAAUAUUCACUUUUGCAAGGUUAGCU